UGAAAUGCUAGGAUUACGAUGGGCGCUAAUCGCGUCUCAUGCACCAGACGCGGCGCACACAGUCCUUUCCUCCCUCUUUGAGGCAACACAUCAGCUUGUCUACAGCCCUCUCCCUCCGUCGCUUCAUUCGCAGGCCACUCUCACAGACCGGUCAGCCACAUAUAUUGCGCGCGUCUGUCGUCAUUCAUCAUCCUGCAAUCGCGCUGAUCUCAUUGGGGUCCAGCCUGAUGGCAGGGCCCAUCGUGGUGCUCAAAGUGGCCUUCCUGAACAGCUUCCCUGCACACAACACAGCAAGUCAGGAACAGCCAGGUCGGUCGGUUGUGGUUGGUGUGAUUGAUUGCCCUCUCCCUUCCUUCUGUCUGCCCACCCACCCACCCACCUACCCCACCUGAUGCGGAGGCAGGCCUGUUGUUCUUGACGGACACGAGGAGGGCAGCGAGGUUCUCCCUCAGCUCCUUGGCGCCGGACGUCACCUUCCCGAUGCCCAUGUGCAGCACGCCCGUCUUGUCGGCACGGUACUGAUACGUCUCACGCCUGCCACCCACAGGAAGGACACGACACACACGGUGUGUGUGGCUGCCUGCCCCUCUCCCUCCCGUCCUCCCUCCCCCCGCCACACAGCACACCUGAAUCGCUGGACGGCUUCGUCGAAGUCAUCAGUGACGGUGCCCAUCUUGGCGGUGGGCAUGAGGCCCUUCGGCCCGAGGAUCUUGCCGAUCCGCCCCACCUUGGCCAUCACGUCGGGCGAGCAGAUGAGGAUGUCGAAGUUGAUCUGCCCCUCCUGGAUGGAAGCGAUCAUUUCCUCACCGCCGACCUCGUCGGCGCCAGUGGCGGUGGCGAGCUCCUCCUUGCCAGGCGACGUGAUGAUGGCGAUGCGACGCGUCUUGCCCAGGGAGUGCGGGAAGGUCACCUGAGCCCGGACGGUCUGGUCGGACCUGACACACACAACCACAGGCCAUGUGAUGCGUAUCGUUGUGAGCCUCGCGAGCCUGUCUUCUCCUCACCGUUUGGGGUCGAUGCCAAGGUUGAGGUGGAUCUCCACUGUCUCGGUGAACUUGGCUUUGGCGAACUUCUUGGCGAGCUCAAUCCCCUCCGCCACAGAAUGCUCCUCCUCCUUGUCCGGCAGAUCGUCGGACACGUCUCGCCACCUCUUGCUGAGCUUCUCAUUCCCCCGCACCAGCACUGCAGGCCGUUCAGUGAGCGACGGGCGGGAUGACGGGCGGGGCGGGGCAAGCGCAGAGGGAAGGGGGGCGAAAGCUGACGAGUGGGAGUCAAGGCGGCGGCCGAGGGCGAGAGAAAUGAGGGCCAGGAGAGGCAGGAUGAAGUGAGGGAGGGGGAGGGUGCGUCGAAAGACGGAGAUCUUGACCAUUCCUCUGCACAAUGGUGCUGCACUGCAGGUAUCCAUCAUCACUUCUGCGUUUCCUUGUUCCCAGAG
Vitrella brassicaformis is the source of this 1435-nucleotide messenger RNA. The record is from the annotation of a GenBank genome assembly. NCBI's taxonomy places the organism in Eukaryota, Vitrellaceae.